Molecule: messenger RNA, 4917 nt
Organism: Calliphora vicina (urban bluebottle blowfly)
Lineage: Eukaryota; Metazoa; Arthropoda; Insecta; Diptera; Calliphoridae
Gene: sha
Product: shavenoid
Exons: 6
Coding region: 16-4917 (1633 amino acids)
Biological process (GO): imaginal disc-derived wing hair organization
Cellular component (GO): cell cortex
Source: RefSeq, a predicted model, not a curated record
GAUUAUCCAUUUCGCAUGUUUCGUGAUGAGGGACGCACUUUUUUGCAGUGGUUGGGCGAAGCAGACCUGCGCCAUAAAAUGCAAGGUCGUCUUAUUGUUGUUCAUUUGGUGUGUCGUGAUAUGACACUGUCACUAAAUGCCACUGCCACAAAUGAUCAACUGAUGCCUCCCAAAAAUGUUUUCUCACCUUGUGUGGCUUUUCGUGUUAAUGGCAGUCCAGUUAAAUAUGCCAAUAAUGUUUCCGAAGUUCUCUUUCAAGCUGAGGCUACCGCAACUCUGGCCUCCACAUCGGAUGGUAUGAGCACCAAAGAAUACAUUGUGAUUGGGGUGUGCAGUCUCCUGCUCGGACUCAUCUAUGUGUCUUCCGUAUUCCUGUAUUUACACAUGAAAAAACGUAAAAGUCGUGAUCAAGGUCACAGUCGCAACUCGCUGGAUGAUUUGAACAAUGAAAUAAAUUAUCCCAAAAACGAUCAAGUGACCUUUGGGGCACCCUUUACACGUAGCGGCAGUUUAUAUUCGGCCGGCAGUUUAACCACUUCCAAUGAGCCCAGAUCUCGUGCCUCGUUAAGCAGUUUGAAGGAGGAAAUGGGCAUAGUUAAGAAUAAUCCACUAUUGCAACAUUUUCCGCAGCUUAAUGAUCAUCAUUCGGGCUUUACCAGCGAUAUAUCGAAUUCGAACUCGGAGUGUGAAAUGGAUGGUGGUGGCAACUAUCAUGACAAAGUGAAACAGAUGCAAACAAAUGCAUUGGUUCAUCCACAAAUGGGUAUGAUGAUGAAUAAUGGUUCACCCAAGGGCUCCCACCAUUCUUCCAAUAAUGGUAAUCAGAGCCAGGGCAGCAAAGAAGAUGAUGGCUUAGACUCCAGUUCCAAUAGUCAAGAGAAUGAAUGUUUGCCGGUAGAGAAUGUUGCUAUAAUAGAAGAAAUGAUGACCGAGGAGAAACUGGAGAGUUUAAGGGCCAUGGUUAAUGGCAAUAUACGUAAGAAGUUGUACUUUAAUCCUGCCUACUUUGAACCUCACCUUUUGGCGCAACCUCCACCAGCAGCCUUGGAAUUUUUACAAAAGAUACGUGAAGUUAUAGCGAUAGCAAAAUAUAAAAUGGCCACCAAAAGAUAUCAGCCAUCCCUGACUCUUAUACCCGAAGAGGGUAAUGCACGCAGUAAUACACCCUCAGUAUAUGGAUCACAAUUACAUACUCCCUCCGAGUGCCAGGGUUGUGUAACAAAUCGAUGCAGUGGCCAUGUUAAGAAUUGUGGUGAUAAACGCAAUAGCAUAGAGAAAUGGCUGGAAACUGUGCAGUCAACGGAUGAUAAUAGAGGUACAGAGCAGGGAUCUAGAGAAAAUGCGGCAAAUGACAAAGAACGACAAUCUCCCAGUAGUAGUGGUUCUAGCAAAAGUCCGGAAAUACACAAAACUCCUAACACUAAUAUGCCAGGAGCUGGACCAAACAAACGAAUAACACCGCCUAAACAAAAACCUCCACCACCUCCCACACAUAAGCCCUCAAUGAUGGGCAAUAGCCUCAGAAAUCAUAUAAAUAACCAUUUAGAAGAAGAAUCUCCUUAUAAUGCUCUAUCAGAUUCCAGAAGUUCUUCUUCCAUUUAUCAAAAAACCAGAAACUCUCUAAAUAUACCGAUUAUGCAACAUAAGCUAGACGCUUAUUCGGCUUUAACAGCCUCAGCUCAUAUGUAUGGUUUUGCCGAGACGGGCGGUGAGAUCUAUAAUAACCCAAAAUUUAUGCUACACGACUCACCAGCAGCUUCCCAGAGAAGUCGAAGCUCCUCCCAGCGUUCGAAGAACUCACGCAAACGACUCGAUGCUCUCGAUCACUAUGCGGCAGCAUCAACACCCACGUCCUUGUCUUCCACCGAGAGACAACACUACAAUAUGCUGCGCAGCAUGGAACAAAUGAACGAACAUUUGGAUAGCAGCACUUUGGAAAGAAUUCAUCAAGAGUACUCGUCUACACUUAGAUCGAAUGGUAGUUUUAAUUUGGACAUACCCACUCCAGACUAUGAUUCCACCAUGGAGAAAAAGAUUAAGGAUAUUUAUAAUAACACUCAAAGUAGUGGUCCCUCGGUACCCACACCCGACUACAGUUCUCUAAGUCGCAAGUCUUUGAAACAGUAUCAACCCGACUCUCCCAUAUAUCGGAGAAAAUCUCCUCAGUACCUAAUAGUAGAUUAUGAGACGGAUAGUUUGGAACGUUUAGAAGCCACUAAACGUAAAAGUUCACAAUCCUCUUCCUCGCCUUCUUCGGAUGUCAGCUCUCAACUAAGUCCCAGUUUAAGUACUGCUCUCCCUUUAGAGGAAGAAUUGGAAAUAAGUCAUACUGUUUACCAAGGUGAUGGUUUUAAUACCAAAUCUUUAGGAUCUCAAAAGAAAAAUCUCAUACGUACUUUGGAUUCGGCAGCCUUAAAAAAAGAUAUGGCUGCCCGUAUUAAGUAUGAUACUCCCUUUCGUGGUAGCAUGACCAUAGAAGUAGAACACGAGCCCCCUUCCGAUCUAGAGCGCUCAACCGAUAGUGAUCAGUAUGAGCCGGAUACCUUGGAUCGCAAACCCAAAAAGCAAAGCUUUUGUGAUGUCAAUGCCUGGUCAAAUAUGGAAUUGAAAAGAACGGCAGACAAUCUAAGUACCCCGCCCCAAUCCUUGCCAGAUAUGUCCAAAAAGCCAGCAAAUGUGGAAUCUCAAAAUUCGUUUAGAUUAAAGCCCAAUGAUAAUCCCAGCAGCACAGCCUGCAGACGGCAGAUUAGUAGAGAUUCUGCCUACGAGAGUCAGGUGGAGUUGAGAAGACCUUGUGGCAACGAGGACUUAGAAGAAGAUACAAAUACGAAGGUCAGUAAUUUAAGAGAUAUAUACCAGUCUUUGUUGGUAAGACAAAAUAGUGACUGUAGCUGUAAAUGUGGUGGACAGGCCACAAGUAUGUUUUUGCAGGAACAAAUAGAAGAUCUCAGUGAUAAGGGACGCAUUUUGACGCUAGAAGCUAAACACUCGCGCAGACAACGACCCAGUCAACCGCCUUCGCCGCCAGCUAUGGUGGAAAUAUCCAAUGAGUCUUCCAACAAAUGCACCAUCAAAAUCACAACUCCGAAAGCAAGCAGAGUCAAUGUACAGACAGAUAAAAGACCCACCGAGUAUGUGGAGCCACGGGUUCAUCAGAAACCCUUAAAAGAGGACAACAAUACUCCCGCCAACUACUUGCAGUCACCCAGGCAAGUGCGCAGUCUAAGUACAACACCUCCUUCAAGAAUAAAACGCAGUUUAUCGCAAUCACCACAAACACCGCCGCCACCACCACCACCUACUUCGGCAUCCACUACCCUGAAUAGUCGAACCAGUCGGGCUUCUUCCAAUACACAACAUCAAUACAGAGCACAUUCUCAUACGGAAGAAGAGACCAUGAGUAAUCAUAGUGAGUCCACCGAAGUCACGGGGAUUUCCGGCACAAUGACUAACUCUGAGUUUGGUGGAACUAUGGAUAAAAAACCACCACAAUCCAAAUUCAAUAAAUCGGAUAAAUCACUUGAGAAACCUAAAAAUGACAAUGUGAAUUCCGCAAAAGAUUCUAUAAAAUCGGAGAAGACUGAAGCUCAGCAAGCGGCUAAAAAGUUAAAGGAUGAAGAGUUUGGUGCCAUAUUUAAUACUCAUAUCAAUGGUUUGAGAAAUGACUACAGUUUGAAUAAAUAUUUAAACAGAAGAAAGUCCCAAGAUCGCAGUGAGGAUCAGCCAGCCGAGGGACUUAAUGCAACAGCACAUCAAUUGGAUUUGCAAAUAGAAAACAAUAAUAAUUUAAAGCAUACCGCCGAUAUAGAUCCCAAUAAAGUAGAUGUGGUAUCUUUAAGUUCUAGAUCGAAUAGAUCUAGUAGCCGUUUAUCGGAUCGCACUAAAGAAAUGUAUCGCAAUGCGGGAGUACCGGUGGGUAUAGCGUAUCCUCAACGUAACAAUGCCAAUAAUAAUAAUAAUAACAACAACAGCAGUAACAAUGCCAACAACAAUAACAAUAGUAAUCCUGCCACUCCGAAUCCACCAGCCAAUAAUGUACAAACUGUUUAUAGAUGCGAAAUAGAACCUGUACAACUGACGCAUGGCAUGCAAAUAGCAAUGGGUUUAAAAGAUCGCCCCAAAAAAGCUAAAGACAUUAAAAAUGCCUGGAAGAAAUUUGUUAGUAUGGCUGCUUCGAAAUUUAGUCCCACCCAAAGUCCUGCACCACCAUUUGACAAAAAAGCUGGUUCCAUUUUAGAAGUCCUGGAAAGAGAUGAGGGUAUUUCAUCCCUAAUCGAAGAUCAUCCUCAGGUGUCAACACCGAAAAGCUCCUACUCAGCACCCGCCUCACAAAACUACUAUGAACAAAGAUUCGGUCCGCGUACCCAAGAAAUGGACAGUGGCUAUAUGAGUGCUGAUUCGGGUGAAGCCCAUAAGAGAACCUACUACGAUCGUUAUAAUUUCAAAAUGAUGUCAGAACGUGAUCACAUCAUACGAGUUAGUACAAUUGAGGAUAAUUCCGAUGGUGAUAGCACUCUAACGGAUAGACAUCAGGGUCAGGAAGCCUCUGCCAGACGUGGUUCUAUUUUAGACACCAAUCGUUUCGAAGAUUUUGAACAUAUCAAUGAACAGCAGCAGAUCCAACCAUGUCCCAUAGUAGCAACUAGUGCAGAGGUGGUUAUUGAUGAUGUGAGUGAUAAUGAUUCGGAGAAGACCUUAACCAGAUCUAAUACACAAAGGAGAUCACCUACCCAAUCGUCAUCGUCCACCACUUUUACCUCGGAUGAGGACGAAGAGGAACCCGUCACCACCACCAGCUAUGGAUCUUCGGAAACAGAUGGCGAGACAAAUGUGGAUGAUAUGUGGGAGUCGGGUGCGGAAAGUGUGGAGACACAUUCGGUAUUGUAUAAAAAUAUUAGGAAGUCUUUAGAAAGAUAG